AUGUUACGACAACUUUUAUCAGCAACAAAUGGUGUUAGUUCGAGUAAUGCAUUAUCCAGUGAUUAUGAUCAUUGUUCAUUUUAUCCAUUAAGUAGCCGAAAUUUUGAAAAUUCAACAAUGACAUCACCUCUGCCAUCGUUAUCACAACCGUCACUACACUUAUCACAAUCACAAUUAUUACCACAAUUACCAUCAUCAUCAUCAUCAUCAUCAGCAUCAUCAUCAUCAUCGUCAUCAUCAUCAUCAGCAUCAGUAUCAUUAUCGUCAUCAUCAUCAUCAUCAUCAGCAUCAGCAUCGUCAUCAUCAUCAUCAUCAACAUCAUCAUCAUCAUCAUCAUCGGUAUCAGCAUCAGCAUCAUCACUAUCAUUACCAUUAUCAUUAUCACCAACAUCAACAUUACCAUCAACAGAUACUGUAUCAAUAUCAACAUCACAGAACCAGUUCCGGAUUGAUGACAAUAAAAAUUUGAUUACCACCGAAUAUAUGUCAUUGGCCGCGGGUUAUGGCAUGCAAACACCGAUAAUAUCAAAUCAUUUGGAAAUUUUAGACACAAAUAACGAUUUGAAUGAUACAACAGAAUUAUUCUCAUCAACAUAUGCAAUGCUUUCGGCUGAUAGUACAUUAUCAUGGAAUGUUUGGGAUGAACAAACACGAUUUUCAAAUAGUACAAAUGAUUUUACUAGUAAUCAAGUACCAAUGAGCAUAAAUAAUCAUAAUUUUGGUUAUCCGAUACACACAACAAUACCUGGUUGCUCAAAUAAUAUUAGAUAUCAAACAUGUAAUACAAACCGAAUUGAUAGUAAUUAUACAACAAAUUGUCAUGAAUUAAUCAAUGAUAAUCGAUUAGAACUGCAACAACAACAACAACAACAACAAUUACAACAACAACAACAACAACAACAACAACAACAACAACAAUUACAAUUACAACAACAACAACAACAACAACAACAACAACAAUCGAUGCAGCAGCAUGCAGUUGUGCUGCCGAAUAUUAAUGAAAGUAGAAAUUAUGGUCAACAAGAAAAAUGUACCGAAAAUUUGAGUCAAAUAACACAAUUACGAUUUUCUGACUCCAAUCAAAAAAUGAUGAAUCAUGCUACAGGUUUUGGUGAAACAGUUGUCAACAAAUGUGACAAGAAGCAAAUAACGUGUAUGGCGUGUCACGCUGUUUACUCAUCACGUAGAUCACUUACUGGGCAUAUUGGACGUAAUGAAAAAUGUCGAGAAAUUAUCGGUCGAAAUUAUUUAGACCAAAUGGGUGGUUCGAUUGGAAAUAUAGGAUUAUGUGAACCAGGAAAUAUUACAAAUUCGAAUGGCAUUGACCCAGUUUGCCCGUACUGUGAUCGUUUUAUCAGUCAUUAUAAAGGUAAUAUUAGACGUCACGUCAAUCAGUGUAUGAGAUCAACACGUAAUGGUAAUAAACUGAAAAGAAAAGAUACAAUCUUAAAACAAUUCACAUCUGAUACAAAUCAAUUUAAUAAUGGAUGCAAUGAUUUGAUGAUAUUUUCGGAUAAUUAUCAACCAAAUGUCUUAGAAACAUCAAUGACUGCAGAAAAAGCACAAUGGUUGAGUAAUUGUAGUGAUGUAUUAUUGGAACAGAAUUCAAUAAUUAAAACUAAAUUAUCAAAUCCGAAAAGAGAUCGUAGUAAUGAUGAUCCAUUUCGAUGUCCAUUAUGUGAUUUUGCUACCAUUUACAAGGGCAAUAUGAAGCGACAUUUGAGUACCUGUCAUGGCUUACAAGAUGAUGAUCUCAAAGAUGGUUGUAUUGAUAAAAUGAAAUAUAAGGAAGUGAACGAAUCACGUUUAGAAAAUGGAUCACGUAAUAAACGUCCUAGAAAUUUACAACACCUCAAAGUUACAUCAAAAUUAUCAGAAAUUGUCAGUGAUAAUGCUACUAGUAGCUCUUCUACUAUCACUGAUUGUAAUACGAUGAAAAUGAUAUCAGAAGUAGCAAUAGCAGAUGAAGCAUUAUCAACUUUUCCAGUUACUUCUUCUUCUUUUAGUAAUUGCAAACAAGAACAGUUCGCCUUAUCAUUGAUAAAUUCAUCCGCUGAUAAUAUCGCAUUAGAAGCUGGAAAGGAAGGAUCAUUAUCAGAAAUGACUGAAAUAUCAUCAAAUGAUAACACUAAUCAGUUCAUGAGAUUGAACACAAUCGAUGAGACAAUUGAAGCUGUUAUAGCAAAUGGAAAUGAAAAUUCCAUUAAUAAAAUGGACGAAAAGAAAAUGAAAAUUCAUAUUUUCAUUACCAAAUUCGAUUAUGCCAAAGAACGAAACCACACCCAUCAUUAUUAUUGCAAUCGUUGUCACAUAUCGAGAUCGGAAAUUUCACGGACAUGUUGCAUGAAAUGA
Molecule: messenger RNA, 2352 nt
Organism: Brugia pahangi
Lineage: Eukaryota; Metazoa; Nematoda; Chromadorea; Rhabditida; Onchocercidae
Source: the annotation of a GenBank genome assembly